Coregonus sp. 'balchen' is the source of this 423-nucleotide messenger RNA. Lineage: Eukaryota; Metazoa; Chordata; Actinopteri; Salmoniformes; Salmonidae. The record is from the annotation of a GenBank genome assembly.
AUGGCAGAGAGGAAACUUCUCCGAAGAGAUAGUGACGAUGAAGGGUCGUUGCUGUCUAGACUGGGGACAAACAGCCCAAAACCCAGAGUGAAAUUCGGUGGGAUGUUCUGCAACGUGGAAGGCGCUUAUGAGAAUAAAACUUUAAAUUUUGAGUCGUACAACAGCAGCCCCCAGUCUGUGAGACGGCAUGUUAAGAUUAAGAACGAGGAGAAAUGCUGGUCGGAUACUUUCAGUGACGCGGGGAGUGUGAGUAACUUCUCGUCCGCCAGUGAGACCAGACCAAGUCGAGACAGAGCAGUGGGGACAGAAACCGGCUCCUCCGGGGGUCAAAUCGUUUACCAGACUGGACCUGGACACAACCGUGAUCACAAUGGAAAACGGGAGGUAAAUGCACGCCUCAUAGAUGUAUUUUCCCCAGUGUAA